Molecule: messenger RNA, 1689 nt
Organism: Carassius carassius (crucian carp)
Lineage: Eukaryota; Metazoa; Chordata; Actinopteri; Cypriniformes; Cyprinidae
Product: sphingosine 1-phosphate receptor 1-like
Exons: 2
Coding region: 331-1419 (362 amino acids)
Biological process (GO): sphingosine-1-phosphate receptor signaling pathway; angiogenesis
Cellular component (GO): membrane
Molecular function (GO): sphingosine-1-phosphate receptor activity
Source: RefSeq, a predicted model, not a curated record
CCUCCACACGAGACUCCAGCGAUGUGAUAAAUACUGCACCUCUGAUAUCUGGCCAUAUUGCAUCAAUAUUACAGGAUUAAACGGUCGAGACGUUUGGUCUGGAGUUUACAGCAUUUUCAUGAUGCAGUUCUCGGAUUUGUGGACCACAUUCGUCCUCUCUAAGGAUUUUUACCUGACUUGAGAAACCUUUCUUAAAUGACAUCAUACAUCAAAUUGACAUCAUACUAAGAGGAGAACUGGAUACCCAAGCUUCCCAGGUCCAGCAGCACCCCUCUGUGGCCUUUGGUGGGCUGCACGUUGGAUUUAAAACCAACCAAGCCAGUUUGAACCAUGGAUGACCUAAUCGCCAGACACUACAACUUCACUGGGAAAUUUCGCAAGGUCGAGAAAGACCCGGGACUCAGAGCGGACUCUGUCGUGUUCAUCAUUGUGUGCUGCUUUAUAAUCCUGGAAAACGUUCUGGUUCUACUUACCAUCUGGAGGACCAAGAAGUUCCACAAGCCCAUGUACUACUUCAUCGGGAACUUGGCCCUGUCAGACUUGCUGGCCGGGGUGGUGUACACCGCAAACAUCUUGCUGUCGGGAGCCAACACGUACAGGUUGACCCCGACGCAGUGGUUCUUCAGGGAAGGGAGUAUGUUUGUGGCUCUGGCUGCUUCGGUGUUCAGUCUCUUGGCCAUUGCUAUCGAGCGACACCUGACCAUGCUCAAGAUGAAGCUCCACAACAAUGGUAAGACAUGCCGGGUCUUCAUGAUCAUCAGCACUGUGUGGUUCAUCGCUGCCAUCUUGGGCGGUUUACCAAUCAUGGGAUGGAACUGCAUCGAGAGGAUGAACAACUGCUCCACAGUUUUGCCACUCUACCACAAGACCUACAUCCUCUUCUGCACCACCGUAUUCAGCGUCAUCCUCAUGGCCAUUGUCGUCCUGUACGCCCGCAUCUAUGCCCUGGUGCGCACACGGAGCCGCAAGCUUGUCUUCCGCAAGGUCUCCAAUGGCCGCUGCAGCAACAAGAGUUCGGAGAAGUCCAUGGCCCUCUUGAAGACCGUCAUCAUCGUGUUGAGCUGCUUCAUCGCGUGUUGGGCGCCGCUCUUCAUCCUGCUUCUCCUCGAUGUGGCCUGCCAGAUCCGCACUUGCCCGAUCCUCUACAAGGCCGAGUGGUUCCUCGCUCUGGCCGUGCUCAACUCCGCCAUGAACCCUCUGAUCUACACCCUGACCAGCAACGAGAUGCGCCGGGCCUUCAUCAAGAUGCUCAACUGCGGCGUCUGCGACCAAGCGGCGGGAAAGUUCUCCAGGCCCAUCGUGGGCGCCGAGUUCAGCAGGAGCAAGUCGGACAACUCCUCCCACCCCAAUAAGGACGAGCCCGAAUACUCGCCCAGGGAAACCGUAGUGUCUUCUGGGAACAUCACCUCUUCUUCUUAAAGGGACUUUUUGUGUACAUUUCCGUCUUGAGUGUGUGUGCGAGUGAGUGUGUUUGUGUGGCGUCCUCGUUGUUUGUGAUCCUUAACGGUAGCAGAAGGCUGGGAGAAACCAGGAUUUGGCAUGCGCUUACAUUAAAGACUUCGUCUUCUGCUAUUCCUGACAGAUCGCCAGAAUGUUUCUGCAACUUAUGGAAGCACUUAACCAACCAUUAUUCCGAGUUUUUUUUUAUCCCCGUCAAAUGGAUACCUGUAGACAAGCACUUUUCAGGGA